UGAAGUGGGUUAAAAUUUACCCUCUGUUAGUGCUGACUUAGGACAAGAACAGGCAACUUGUAUCAGAAAGUACAAGUUCGCAGUCACAUCAGAUGGUAGGAUGGCAACAGGCUCUGAAUCCCUGGGAGAAACAAAAAUACUAUGAUAAAUCUAAUAAAAAAGAAAAGGUAGGUGAGUAACAGCUCAUAACCAACACAUAACCUUUGCAUUUUAUAAGCUAACGGUCCACAUCCUGUAAAACCUUUGUGCUGGGACUAUUUAUAACCAGAAUUCUCUCCCUCAAAAUAUUGUCGUCCAGGAGGGAAGAUCCUCAGCCAGAGGACUCUAAUUUCCAGCAGAGAUAGCAUUCCAUAUACUCUUCUGUCUUUGCUUUUAAGUGAUGCCCAAUCAAACAUCAGUCACUGAAUUUCUUCUCCUCGGAGUGACAGACAUCCAAGAACUGCAGCCUUUGCUCUUCGUGCUUUUCCUCGCAAUUUACUUGGUCAUUGUGGCUGGGAAUGGAGCCAUCCUGAUGGUUGUCAUCUCUGAGCCAAGACUCCAUUCUCCUAUGUAUUUCUUCCUGGGAAACCUGUCCUGUCUAGAUAUCUGCUACUCCACAGUGACACUGCCAAAGAUGCUGGGGAACUUCCUCUCCUCACACAAAGAAAUUUCUUUCUGGGGAUGCAUAAGCCAGCUUCAUUUCUUCCACUUCCUCGGCAGCACAGAGGCCAUGUUAUUGGCCGUGAUGGCUUUUGACCGCUUCGUGGCUAUCUGCAAACCACUUCGUUACACUCUUAUCAUGAAUCCUUGGGUCUGUACUCAAAUGGCUGUCACUGUCUGGAUCAUUGGUUUUUUCCAUGCCCUGAUGCACUCCAUAAUGACCUCUCGCUUACACUUCUGUGGUUCCAACCAUAUCCAUCACUUCUUCUGUGAUAUUAAGCCUUUGCUCAAGCUGGCCUGUGGGAACAUUGAGCUUAACCAGUGGCUGCUCAACACUGUCACGGGGACCAUUGCCAUGGGUCCAUUCUUUCUCACACUUCUCUCUUAUUUCUACAUUAUCAUCCAUCUUUUCUUCAAGACACAUUCUUGCAGCAUGCUUCAUAAAGCACUGUCCACUUGUGCCUCCCACUUCAUGGUAGUUGUUCUUCUCUAUGCUCCUGUUAUUUUCACUUAUAUUCAUCCUGCCUCAAGUAGCUCCAUGGACCAGGACUGGAUCAUUGCCAUUAUGUACAGUGUGGUCACUCCUGUACUAAACCCACUGAUCUAUACCUUGAGGAACAAAGAGGUAAAGGGGGCCUUGAAGAGGGUGUUCAGAAAUGGGCUUUAACUUUAAGAGAUCUAGAGAACCCUUCUGAGCAUAAAUAAACAGGUAAUAAAAUGUUGUGAUGUGAAAUUGCAUUGCUUCUCAAA
Messenger RNA from Sus scrofa (pig), 1389 nucleotides. RefSeq names its product olfactory receptor 12D1-like. The record is from RefSeq and is a predicted model, not a curated record. Gene Ontology annotation, cellular component: membrane. Gene Ontology annotation, biological process: G protein-coupled receptor signaling pathway. NCBI's taxonomy places the organism in Eukaryota, Metazoa, Chordata, Mammalia, Artiodactyla, Suidae. Gene Ontology annotation, molecular function: G protein-coupled receptor activity; olfactory receptor activity.